Molecule: messenger RNA, 777 nt
Organism: Homalodisca vitripennis (glassy-winged sharpshooter)
Lineage: Eukaryota; Metazoa; Arthropoda; Insecta; Hemiptera; Cicadellidae
Exons: 1
Coding region: 1-777 (258 amino acids)
Source: RefSeq, a predicted model, not a curated record
AUGCAAUGCAAGUUGGCUCUCAGCUCCUGUACUCUCCUCAGCUCUCAGCUCCUGUACUCUCCUCAGCUCUUAGUUCCUGGACUCUCAUCAGCUCUCAGCUCCUGUACUAUCCUCAGCUCUCAGCUCCUGUACUCUCCUCAGCUCUCAGCUCCUGGACACUCCUCAGCUCUUAGUUCCUGGACUCUCCUCAGCUCUCAGCUCCUGUACUCUCCUCAGCUCCCAGCUCCUGUACUCUCCUCAGCUCUCAGCUCCUGGACUCUCCUCAGCUCUCAGCUCCUGUACUCUUCUCAGCUCUCAGCUCCUGGACACUCAGCUCUCCGUUCCUGGACUCUCCUCAGCUCUCAGCUCCUGUACUCUCCUCAGCUCUCAGCUCCUGUACUCUCCUCAGCUCUCAGUUCCUGGACUCUCCUCAACUCUCAGCUCCUGUAUUCUCCUCAACUCUCAGCUCCUGGACUCUCCUCAGCUCUCAGCUCCUGUACUCUCCUCAGCUCUCCGUUCCUGGACUCUCCUCAGCUCUCAGCUCCUGGACUCCUCAGCUCUCCGUUCCUGGACUCUCCUCAGCUCUCAGCUCCUGUACUCUCCUCAGCUCUCAGCUCCUGUACUCUCCUCAGCUCUCAGUUCCUGGACUCUUCUCAACUCUCAGCUCCUGUAUUCUCCUCAGCUCUCAGCUCCUGGACUCUCCUCAGCUCUCAGCUCCUGGACUCUCCUCAGCUCUCAGCUCCUGGACUCUCCUCAGCUACUCAGCUCUCAGCUCCUGGACUCUCCUCAGCUACUUAG